CCUUGGGUUCCAGCUGCUAGGUCUCCCGGUCCGAAAGCGAUCGCAGCAACGCGUCCUUCGAUGAAUAUGGAGUCCCUGUAGGCUACUGGUGGACCGUAUCGUGACGCGUAGCCCUAAAUUGAUGCUUUUUUGCUGCGCAAUUUUGCUCAAAAACCCGUCACGGGUUCCUCUUUGCGGCGGACGUGCUCCCUUUGAAAGAGUGCGGAGUGCGCGGAAUCGCGCUUCGACUUGUGAUCGCCCUCGAUCUCUGGCUUAGUCUUAGACAAAUCUGGCGCAGUCUGGCGUCGAGCUCGCGCGAGAAAGAGCUGCGGAGGUCGAGGCGGCUAGGUGAGGUGCUCGGAAGCACACCUUCGAGCUACGGUCGAGACACGAAGAGCGACGCGGCCGGUGCGCAACUCUAGCAAUGCAGCGACCAGCCCUCCUUAUUGCUCUAGCGGCGGCCGCGACGGGCUUUUCCGCGCCGACGUUACGGCCAAAGGCGGCGACGCCGCUGCGCGCCAUAAAUGACGAGAUCAUCGAGUCGCCGACGUUUUACGCCGACGAGCUGUGCGUCGAGGACGACGAGUGCGCGGUGCCCGACGGCAACCAGUUCUGCGUCGCGGUCCUCGGGGAUUUGCACAUGGACCCGCGCAAGAUGGACGACUACGUGAGCGGCCGGGAGCACGUCGUCAAGAUUUUGGAGGACGCGCAGGGGCGCGGCGUCGAGACGGCGGUCGUGAGCCUCGGCGACCUCGGCGAGUCCAAGUCCGUCGACCCGGAGAACACGGCGGAGCUCUUCGCGGGCACGACGGCCUGCCACGAGCUCGCGGCCGAGUUCCUCGGCAGCUUCGGCACGGACUACGAGGUCAUCGGCGGCAACCACGACCUCGAGGGCAUCGACGAGUUCGCCACGGACGAGGAGAACCUCGAGGCCUUCUGCCGCAUCCACGGCAAGCCCAGCGCGCAGUUCUCGCGCCAGAUCGCCGAGAAGACGCUGCUCGUCGGCCUCGGGUCGACGGUCUUCCGCGAGGCCAAGUACACGUCGCACGAGGUGAUCAUCGACGACGCGCAGAUCGCCUGGUUCGAGAACCUCGUGGAGACGCACCCCUCGAGCGAGGGCUGGAAGAUCUUCGUCUUCACGCACGCGCCGCCGAUCGGGUCCGGGCUGCGCGUGCUGCAGAACAACCACGUCGUCAACGGCUGCUGCUGGCUGAACCACAGCGGCGGCGCGACGACGCGCAAGUUCAUCGAGUUGGUGCGGAAGCACCGCUGCAUCAAGGCCUGGUUCAGCGGCCACUUCCACCUCGGCCAGGACUACCAGGACAGCAUCACGUUCCCGUCCGUCGACCCGAGCGAGGGCCCCUACCCGAACCGCGGCUCGUGCGUCUUCGCGCAGACGGCGGUCAUGCGCGGCGGCGCGUCGCGCGACGGCCGGCAGCAGUCGCGGCUGAUCCGCGGCGACGAGAAGGGCUUCGAGAUCUGCACGAUCGACCACAAGCGCGGCGGCAUCGUGCGGCUCGACGCGACCAUUAGCUACACGGACGAGAACCACGAGGUCGGCGUCUACGCGCACGGCCACGACGAGGUCGACGAGAUGGGCGGCGACUUUUUGCGCGUCUACUCGCCGACGGAGGGCGACGAGUGCUUCGUCGACUACGACAACGACGGCUACCUCGACGCGACGGAGAGCACGUGCGUCGACGGCCAGACGAUCGCCUGGUGGAAGCUCAGCUGCGGCCGCGUGCUCGGCGUCUACGACGGGCGCCUGAUCGAGUACGACCCGUCGACGCUCGCGCCGCUGGGCCUGGUCGUCGGCCAGGACGAGCUGGCGGGGCGGCGCAUCGUCGUCGUGCCGAGCGGCGAGGAGUCGUGCCAGGUCGAGGGCGCCGACGGCGGCCGCGAGGUGGCCGACUGCGAGACUGAGGCCGAGGAGCAGGCCGUCUGCUUGAUCGACGACGCCACGGGCUCGGUGACCGUCGUCCAGCCGAACGAGGACGGCAGCUACUGGCGGAAAAUCGUCCGGAACAAGAUCGUGCGCAUGAAGGAGAAGCGCCGCGUCGAGGCGGCCGCGCGGCUCGUGGACGAGAUCUUCCCGGCGCACGAGACGGACCAGCCCACGGUCUUCUCGAGCUGGGGGCCCUACACGCAGAUCUCGGGGACGGCCUCGAAGACGCGGGUCGAGGGCGUCACGUCGGCGCGCGCGCCGUCGACGACGAAGCUUGGGGAGGUCAAGUCGCGCUAGGAUUGGGUAUGGGGGCUAAGCAGACCGGUCUUCCAUGCCGCUGACCGUUGGGUAUGGGGCGAAACAGAC
Pelagomonas calceolata is the source of this 2290-nucleotide messenger RNA. NCBI's taxonomy places the organism in Eukaryota, Pelagophyceae, Pelagomonadales, Pelagomonadaceae. The record is from the annotation of a GenBank genome assembly.